UUGCCAACUUGAUGUCUAUAAAAUUGGAUUUAUAACACACUAGCCAUUGUUUAAUUUAUCCAUAUACGCCUUUUGAAAAGUAUUUUCAACACAAUGGUUUGAAAAAAUUGAACCAAAACGAGGUCAUUUCCAAAUUCCACCAUGGAAAUUAAGGAUCAUCAUCACCCUCUCCACAUAUACAUAUAUAAAAGCCUUCCAACCAUUGCCAAACAAAGUACACUCAUCCCUUUCAAUGGCUUCCCCCUCUUCAAGCCGCUAUGCCUCCUCAUCACUCGCCGCAGUUUGCCUCCUCCUCCUCCUCGCACUCUUCUCUGCCAACUUCGAACCAACAGAAGCACAAGUCGGAGCUUGCUACGGAAUGAUGGGCAACAACCUUCCUCCACCAGCCGAAGUGAUCCAACUCUACCAGCAGAACAACAUCUGGAGGAUGAGGCUCUACGACCCGAAUCGCGAUGCGCUCGCGGCGCUUCGCGAUUCGGGGAUAGAGGUGAUUCUGGGGGUUCCCAACUCGGACCUUCAGCACCUCAACAACUGGGGCGACGCCCUGUGGUGGGUGCAACAAUACGUCCAGAACUUCUACCCUGCCGUCAAGAUCAAGUACAUCGCCGUCGGCAAUGAGGUGAGCCCGAUGUACAACGCCGCCCUCGCCUCCGCAGUGCUCCCCGCGAUGCGGAACAUCUACAACGCGCUCGUCUCGAUGGGCCUUCACGAGCAGGUUAAGGUCUCGACGGCGAUCGACAUGACGCUACUGGGCAACUCGUACCCGCCUUCCGCCGGCGCUUUCCGCGACGACAUAAGGUGGUUCGUGGACCCGAUCGUCGGGUUCCUGAGCAGCGUCAACGCGCCGCUCCUCGCCAACAUCUACACCUACUUCAGCUACCGCGACAACCCGGGGUCCAUCUCGCUCCCCUACGCGCUCAUGAGCUCGCAGUCCGUCUCCGUGUGGGACAACGGGCUCGGGUACACGAACCUGUUUGACGCGAUGCUCGACGCGACCUACUCGGCGGUGGAGCGCGUGGGCGGGUGGAACGUGGACGUGGUGGUGUCGGAGAGCGGGUGGCCGUCCGGCGGGGCCGGAGCGGCGACCACGAUUGACAACGCGCGCGCGUACGUGAGCAACUUGGUCGCGCACGUGAAAGGAGGAAGCCCCAAGAAGCCGAACAAGUUUAUCGAGACGUAUUUUUUCGCCAUGUUUGAUGAGAACCAGAAGGAUCCCGAGCUGGAGAAGAAUUUUGGGUUGUUCUAUCCGUGGAAGCAGUCCAAGUAUAAUGUGUAUUAUGGUGCGACUAGGGAUUGGGAUGUGGUUCCAGGCAGUGAAUUGAGUAACGCAACUAGCUCAUUGGUGAGUGCUAUGUAGAGUGAGUGAUGGGUGUGGUUGAAGUUUGGAUGUUUAAGUCUUUUGCGGGUUGAUUUUGCUCUGUAAAAUAAAGUACUCUACUUUUGAUUUUUUUAAUGUGUAUCGGAUUUCAUCCUCGAUAAAACAGAGCUAUGAAGAUGAUGUGUUUUUCACAUACUAGAAAUAAGAGUGUGAUUUCGGGUUGGAUCCUAAAUAAGGAUAUGUGGAUGAUAUGUGUAAUGGCAUUUCAAUUCUUUUUUCUAUAAGAUAUUGUUGAUUGUUCGUUUUGGGUUUACUCUCGCCUGAUUUUACUUUUGGGUGCAUCAUAAUACUUUCUAAAGUGAACACUCAUUUAUACACUUACACAAUGACACUGUGAAUAUUUAACUUAAGAAUUUUCAAAAGAAUUUCAUUUCAUUUCAGAACACGUCUUGUCAGUUAAAAUUAAAUGUUGAUUUUGAACCAUGGAUUUGUUAUGAGGUAAACUUUUACUAAAAUGUUGGGAUAUGUGUUUUACUCACAUGCUUAUAGAUUAUUGUCUUAAUAAUUUCUUCUCCAAUCAUGUUCUUAUGAACAAGAUUUCAUUGCCUUUAGUUAAAGGGUAGCCGCCUCGUUUUUUAAUUUUCUAGCUUUUGGUUAUAAGAAGUCCAACUCCAAUGGCAAGUUGGUGGCUAGCCGAAAAAGUUCCAUCGAAUAUUGACUAGAGUUCACAAUCAUAGGGUCUUUUUUCGUUUUGGUCUGCGUUGCCAAUGGAGACUUCGAUUGAGAAUUAGUGCGAAAGUGCGAGUAGAUUCUGCAUGGUGUCCUAAACUGUUGAGACCUUCGCUCUACAGGCUCAUAUCAUAAAAAACCUUCGUCCUUUUCCCUACGGCCGAAUAUAUUCCCCCUCCUCUUAUUUCAGUCGAGCAACUUUAUUCCUUCGGGCUCACUACAUCGUUACUUUCCUUUGGCUUUUUAAGAAAUAAGACUUGGUAGCAGCAAGCAAGUUCCUUGCCUACAGCGGAACUUCAUGUGAUGGUCAGGCCCAAUUGAUUGGUAAUCAAAUAUGAGACGGGAAGGGAAGACCAUUUCAUUUCAUAUAACCUCUGCGGCCCAAUCCGAUAAGGGUUAAAACUACAACCCAAAUGGAACAUUCCUUGAAUAAAAGGCCCAUAUUUCCUCGCAGUCAUCCGUGAGCGGCUUUGGAGUGGUGUGUAACCUUGUGAUAAAAAACUAUGCAUAAUCCAAUCAGAAUCUAUUACAUCAUCGGCUUAUCGCCCCUUCUCUUUAUCGUAAAGUCUAUAAUUUUUUUUCCUUUAAUCUUUAAUAGAAGAUUUUUCACUUGUUUUAAGUCGAUUUUUUACACAGUUAGAUCAGAUUAAUUGUGCUCUUCAAAAUGAUAUCCAUUUUGAUAUAUGUUUUGAACAAAAAAAAAUGUGUGAAUUUUUUUACCAGUCUAUAGCAUAUGAUUUGAAAAGCGUACCAUGGCGGUAUGAACAUACCAAGACUGUAGGAUUGUUGAAUAUAUGAUAGUAGUUGUAUAUUGACUGUCAUUUAUGACUUUCAACAUUGUGUACCACAAGAUACCACUUCGUACCAUGGUGGUAUUUUUUUUACUGUAUUUUGUUCACCCAUAAAUUUGUGAAUCCAAUAAAUCAUGAUGAACUCGUUCAUGUUGUGCCAAUUUUUUAAAAAAUAACUUAAAAAUGAAGAAAAUACCAUAUGGUAUGCAGUUGGUAACGAGAGGCGUUAAAUUUUUUCCAAAAAAAAUAUUAAAAAUGGAUCUCAUUUUGUAGAGCACAACGAACUCAUUUCAUCUAUGCAAAAAAAAAAAAAAAAGAAAUCCGAAUUAAAACAAAGAAUAUAUAAGCCGAUUAAGAAAACAAGAGAAAAUAAAAAAGCAUUUAAUUCUCCACUCUUAGAUCUGGAUUUUCUGAAUAAAGGGCCCAGAUUUAG
Molecule: messenger RNA, 3271 nt
Organism: Linum trigynum
Lineage: Eukaryota; Viridiplantae; Streptophyta; Magnoliopsida; Malpighiales; Linaceae
Source: the annotation of a GenBank genome assembly